Molecule: messenger RNA, 2267 nt
Organism: Perca fluviatilis (European perch)
Lineage: Eukaryota; Metazoa; Chordata; Actinopteri; Perciformes; Percidae
Exons: 1
Coding region: 178-723 (181 amino acids)
Biological process (GO): protein dephosphorylation
Molecular function (GO): MAP kinase tyrosine/serine/threonine phosphatase activity
Source: RefSeq, a predicted model, not a curated record
GUAACGAGAAUUAGCCAAUCAGAGGCGGAGUAGGGCGGGACAUUCCUUCCCCAUCCAAGGAAAGGAAAAUUGGCUUCCUGCGUUGUCUUCAUUAGCUUGUCCCGCGGAGGUUUAACUGUGGUACUCACAACAUUUCGUUAAGACAUCUUUGUUGCAGUGGUAAAUUUCUCGUCUUGUAUGCAUCAGUCGGGUCUCGCAGGUCUGUCAGGCCUGUGCCGAGUCACCGACCAUCUUUAUCUCAGUAAUGGCAGAGCGGCUAAUGAUGCCUCCCAGGUGGCUCGGUGCAAGAUAGCGUGCAUCGUAAACGUGACCGAGACCAAGAGCCGCCGCCCUCUUCAUCCCGGGGUAGAGUACAUCCACAUCCCGCUCGCUGACUCCCCGGUGUCUCCUCUCAGCGAGCACUUCGACGAAGUCGCGGAUAAAAUCCAGCAGACUGCGGACCGCGGUGGCCGCACUUUGGUGCACUGCAACGCGGGAGUGAGCCGCUCCGCCUCGCUGUGCAUGGCCUACCUGAUGAAGCACCGCGGCGUGGCUCUCCUGGAAGCCCACCGGUGGGUGAGGACUUCUCGGCCCGUGGUGAGACCGAACAACGGCUUCUGGAAACAGCUCAUCCGGUACGAGAUGGAGCUCCGUGGGUGCACCUCUGUCCGAAUGGUGUCCUCCUCCAUGGGAGAGCUGCCAGACAUUUAUGAACACGAAACCAGGAAUAUGAUGCCACUGUGAAGAAGCCACUGCACUGCUGUGUGAACCUAUUUAUGUGCAUUAAUAUGCUGUUUUGUGUGUCGCAUGUAGCCUACAGGGAUAGUGCUGUUUCAGGGGUCAACGUUGUUGUUGUUGUUGUUGUUGUUUUUAAACUUUUCCGGUCGGGCAAGUGAAAACAAUUCUACUUGCCCAAAGAUAACUUUUACCAGCCCCUAUACAAACUGUCUUUUUCGAAGAAGGGAAAAAAAAGUGUCCCAAAUCGUCAACAUAGUAAACAAAAACAAACCUGAAAAAAACGCACAUUAAAAGUCAAAAACGUUAUGCAUCAAAGGUAUAAAAAAGUGUCAAGGACCAACUCCAAUUUUUUAUGGCACAUUCAAAUCAUUCAAAAAGCCUUCUCAGAUGUGACAAGAGAAUGAUAACAUAAUUUAUGAUACGAUGAUGUGAUAUGAUAAUAUGAUGUUAUAUUUACUUGCCCCGGGGCAUCGGGAAACCCUUACUGUUGAACCCUGUGUAAAGUCAUGUAGAGAAAUAUAUAAAGGCGUAAAAUAAUUUUAUAUUUUAGGCCGUGUAAUGUGCUUACUAAAAAGUUAGAUAAAGAAUGAAUAUUAUAUUCUGUACUCCACUACAUUUAUCUGACAGCUACUAGUUUAAGAUAGUUUAGCCUACAUUAAAAACACAAUACAAAACAUAUACGCUUUAUGAAAUACAAUGCCGAUUAGUCAACUAAUCUGUCGUUUGGGUCUUAGUUGAUUUAAAAAAAAAAAAAAAAAUGUUUUUGUUUCAUACUGAAUUACUUAUUUCCAAAUAACUUAAAAGCACAUCUCUGGUAAACACAAGAUUGACAGAAGUGGAGCUUUUGCAUGAUUCUUUGUGGAGAAACUCCGUUUCACUGAUCUCUCGAGUGAAUUAGCUAAUCUAUUAGUCAACAAUAAAAGAGUGUUACCUCUAUUUUUUACCAUCUGCGCUACGUUCCGUGAGCAUUCAAGUCAACGCUUGAUAUUCCACACAGAAGCGCGUGUGAAGCGGCUCUCCGCGCCGCUAAAGAGACGCGCCAGGUAGGGCUGGGGGAUACGGAGAAUAUCAAAUACCACAAUAUUUUUGACCCAAUACCUCGAUAUCGAUCGAUGGCGGAGGAUGGAAAAAAAAACGGAACGCAGCACAGAUGCGUAUACCCAGUUGAAAAUCCGGGGGUGAAUCGAGUAAUAAUUUCUUAAGUCGAGGACAGCCCCAAUCCUUGUGGCCCCUUCACAAGUUACUAGUUGCGGCCCCUUGUCACAUUUCUAUAAGUUGUUAGCCAAAAGAGUGUUAUCCACUUGACUUCUCAAGAUAGUUUCAAAAAGGUAAAGCUAUCCAAUAUUUCACAAAAAGCACAGAGUAGAAAAAAACACGAAAAGGCCCUCAAAACCUACCUCAUGUUUUUACUUAUCUCGCAAUUUUACUCUUGUCUUUAUUCAAAUGUUUACUGCUCGUUUUUAUUCGUAUCCUAUGUAAAGCGUCUUUCACAAGCGCUAUAUAAAUCUGUUUUUUUAUUAUUAUUAUUAUUAAAAACAAAUUUGAGUUUG